Messenger RNA from Torulaspora delbrueckii, 333 nucleotides. It is a transcript of the gene RPP2B, whose product is annotated as ribosomal protein P2. The transcript has a single exon. The record is from RefSeq and is a predicted model, not a curated record. Gene Ontology annotation, cellular component: cytosolic large ribosomal subunit; ribosome. Gene Ontology annotation, molecular function: structural constituent of ribosome. Gene Ontology annotation, biological process: cytoplasmic translational elongation. The coding region runs from base 1 to 333 and encodes 110 amino acids. Lineage: Eukaryota; Fungi; Ascomycota; Saccharomycetes; Saccharomycetales; Saccharomycetaceae.
AUGAAGUACUUGGCUGCUUACUUGCUAUUGGUCCAAGGUGGUAACGCAUCUCCAUCUGCUGCAGACAUCAAAUCGGUCAUCGAGUCCGUUGGUGUCGAAGCUGAAGAAUCCAGAAUCAACGAAUUGUUGUCUUCUUUGGAAGGUAAGGGUUCUUUGGAAGAGAUCAUCGCCGAAGGUCAACAAAAGUUCGCCAGUGUCCCAGCUGGUGGUGCUGCUGUCUCCGGUGGUGCUGCUUCUGGUGCCGCUGCUGGUGGUGAAGAAGCUGCUGAAGAAGAGAAGGAAGAAGAGAAGGAAGAAUCCGAUGACGACAUGGGUUUCGGUUUGUUCGAUUAA